GGAGAAAGAGUAGCCACGGAGUACAGAAUGUUAGUGAGUGGAGGAAGAAAGAAAGUCUAAAGAGAGGACGACUGCUAUUCUACAGAACGAUUAUUUUAGCGAAUAUGUCAAACAACGGGGAAGAUGCGAUUGAGAUGGAGUAAACAACUCGACAGUUCGUGAAAGUAUAUGCAAACAAGGAAAGAUACGGGUUUUCGGUUCGUGUGCUUGUCGGGACGGUUGACCGUGUUCCGCUGCACCUCGAACAGGACAAGGCGAAGUUGCCGUGGGACAAACAGCAGUGAGCUACAUCAACUGACUGCGAUUCGGGGAAAGUAACGUUACCCCCCUAUCGCUACAGUUGAGGAAGGGGGUAUUGGGAAAGAAAGUGGAAGCAAAGGGGCCCGUGAGUGGAGCAACGGUGGAAAGUUUAACGUUAGCCUGUUCCCCCCUCGUUUUUCCAUUCCGAACCAAAGGAAGGGCUCAGAGGGAGACGACUUUUCCUUCCACAAACGCUACUGACUUGAGAUCCACCAAGCUCGCUAGCGAACGUAAACUAUCCUGCAACACUCAAAAUGAAAACCCCCGGAGAUUCGGGGUUUGCCUUUCCAGACUGGGCCUACAAACCUGAGUCGAGCCCCGGCUCGCGACAGAUCCAGCUGUGGCACUUCAUCCUGGAGCUGCUGAGGAAGGAGGAGUACCAUGAUGUCAUCGCCUGGCAGGGGGACUAUGGAGAGUUUGUCAUCAAGGACCCUGACGAAGUGGCCCGGUUAUGGGGGGCCCGCAAGUGCAAACCCCAGAUGAACUACGACAAGCUGAGCAGGGCACUCCGGUAUUACUACAACAAGAGAAUCCUCCACAAGACCAAAGGGAAGAGGUUCACCUACAAGUUCAACUUCAACAAACUGGUCCUGGUCAACUACCCUUUCAUAGACAUGGGCUCCACAGGUAGUGGUGUUCCUCAAAGUGCUCCACCAUUACCUUCCGCAGCCGGAACUCAUUUCCGCUUCCCACCCUCCACGCCGUCCGACAUGCUUUCACCCAAUGAGGACCUGCGUAGCCCCGGGGGCGUGUUCAGCGCCGUGGCUCGACGCAUGGCUCGCGGCUCGGUCAGCGACUGCAGCGAUGGGACCUCCGUCAACUCUGAGAUCGAGGACGGGAACGGGGGAGGAGGGGAGGAGAGGGGGGGAGAGAGAGGGCUGAAUGGGGGGGGAGGAGGAGGGCCAGGGGGAGGAGGAGGAGGGUACAGGAGUAUGAUCCACCCCCGUUUGUCACAUGAGUCUCUGUUUAGGAUGUAUGGUGGAGCUGGGAACCCCAAUGCCCACCCAGGCUCCCGCGGCCCCCUGGGACACAGGGUCCACCCCGACAACCUGUCCCCCUUCCCCGUGUCCCCCCUGCCUGGCCCUGGGGGUGCAGGGCUCAUAGCCCCACCUCUGUCCCCAGCCCUGUCCUUGACCCCCUCUUCCCACCUGCCCUACACCCCGUCCCCCUCCCUCUCCCCCAUGCUGGGCUCCCACUUCUCCUUCAACCCUGAGGAAAUGAAGCGCUACCUGCAGGCCCACCACCAGAGUGUUUACAACUACCACCUCAGCCCCAGAGCCUUCCUCCACUACCCCAACGUCAUCAUUCCCCAGCCACACCGCCUCGCCCAAGACAAGAGAGAACUGGGCGAGAGGGGAGGAGCAGAGAGAGGAGGAGAACGCUCAGGUCUGAAUAGUCAUCGACACCCAUCACCCCUGUCCCAAUCCCACUCUCCUCACCCUCACUCAGCCCACCCUCACCCGCACUCAACCCACCCUCACUCGGGCCAUUCCCACCCCAUCCACCACCCACUGCACCUGGGUGAGGAGCCACCUCACCUCUCGCCCUUCAAGUUCAAGCUGCAGCCUCCUCCAUUGGGCCGGAAGCAGAGGGACGGUAGCCAGGACCACCACCCCAGGCAGAGCUCACUGUCCUCGGGCUCAGGGUCCCUGUCGUCCUCCGGUCUGGGGUCCUCCCUGUCCUUCGGCAGUGACCUGAACUCAGCCGGCGGGUCAGGACUCAUCUCCAACUCCUCCUCCACCGGCUCCCUCAACAGCACCGGGCUGCCCAAGAUCAAGGUGGAGCCCAUCUCAGAUAUUGAGUCAGAAGAGGAGGUGGAGGUGACUGACAUUAGCGACGAAGACCCCGAUGACCGGGGCGACGAGUAUGACCUCUUCUCCCCCCGACACCCCCGGCCUCACCCCAACGGGACCUCCUCCCACCCACACCCCCACGACGAGGACCUGGAUGAGGAUGUCUUCAAGGCCCCCGCGCCCCCCUCCAGGCCUGCUGCCCUUCUUCACUUCCCACCCCCACCGCGGACCUCCCACCCUGAAGAGUGAGCC
Messenger RNA from Oncorhynchus tshawytscha (Chinook salmon), 2345 nucleotides. RefSeq names its product ETS domain-containing transcription factor ERF-like. The transcript is spliced from 5 exons. Gene Ontology annotation, cellular component: nucleus. Bases 555 to 2342 code for a protein of 595 amino acids. Gene Ontology annotation, molecular function: DNA-binding transcription factor activity, RNA polymerase II-specific; sequence-specific DNA binding. Gene Ontology annotation, biological process: regulation of transcription by RNA polymerase II; cell differentiation. The record is from RefSeq and is a predicted model, not a curated record. NCBI's taxonomy places the organism in Eukaryota, Metazoa, Chordata, Actinopteri, Salmoniformes, Salmonidae.